This is a messenger RNA of Laccaria bicolor S238N-H82, 978 nucleotides long. RefSeq lists its product as uncharacterized. The record is from RefSeq and is a predicted model, not a curated record. The coding region runs from base 1 to 978 and encodes 325 amino acids. Lineage: Eukaryota; Fungi; Basidiomycota; Agaricomycetes; Agaricales; Hydnangiaceae. The transcript is spliced from 5 exons.
AUGGCUUUGGGAGGAAGGUUAUGGAACCUUCUGCUAUGUCCUUUGUUCUACUAUGUGGUUUUGUUUGGCUACGUCAUGUUUGCCAAAUCUUUCAUCAAACAACCACGUCAAGACUUGUCAAGACCAACAACUUCGCCGACGACGACCACAACGACCAUCCACCAUCGCAGACAAGGCACGAGGGCCCAGCAAAGCCACCGACGAUUCGACCUGAGCACGCACCCUCCUCGCCCAUUGACAAAUGGCCACAAGUGCCCACCCUCCGCUUCGUGUCCACGAGUGCUCACGACCACACGACUGGACAGCAACUCAACAAAGGGCGAAGAGCGCCCACCCACGACUUCACGAGUGCCCACCACGACCUUUGACGAAGGUCGACAAGCGCCCAUCCACGACUCCUGCACGGUCACUGGCACCUCCCACGUCACCCCUCCCCAAGGGAGGGCAUGCCGCUCAUUGGCAGCCACGUCACCGUGCAACGUGAUGCAAGGACGACAACGCGGACAACAAACGAUGGACGGACGAUGGCGAAGAUACGCCGAGGACGACCAGCGUCCACACACCACCACCAUCGACGAAGCACGACGGGCGCCCACUCACCAGUUCGUGAGCGCUGCACCACCAUCGAUGAAUGGCGACGAGCGCCCACUACCACACGAAGGACCCCACGAGUGUGGGACGACGAUGACGACGAGAACGUCGUCGUCUUUGGUUUAUAUUGGAUAUAGUAAGUACCCCCCACCUCUAACUCUAUCACUCCCACCCAACCCCCUCCAUCACUCCCUCCCCCCCUUCCUCAGUCCCUCCCUCUCUGCAGUCCCUCCCUCUCUGCACUCUCUCCCUCUCUGCACUCCCUCCCUCUCUGCAAUCCCUCCCUCUCCCUUUCCUCACUCCCUUCUUCCCCCCUCCCUCACUCCUGUCCCCCCUCCCUCACUCCUUUCCCCCCUCCCUCACUCCCACCCUCUUCCCUUUCCUUAA